Molecule: messenger RNA, 3156 nt
Organism: Entrophospora candida
Lineage: Eukaryota; Fungi; Glomeromycota; Glomeromycetes; Entrophosporales; Entrophosporaceae
Source: the annotation of a GenBank genome assembly
AUGGAUCGAAUCUUAAUACGUGAAUAUUUUUAUCCCCCAAACGAACAUAUAAUCUCUAAUCAAGAAUCUGGUUGGUCAGUUGCCAUAUCUGACAGAAAUGAAGAAGGUCAUGCAUUAAUUGCUGUGUCAUAUCUUUUUUUUCCAACUAAAAAAGCGCCGACAUACAUUUUUUCAACUGGGACUGAUAAAUCAAUAAACACGCCAUCAUCAAUAGUAUCAAUAUAUAAUAAUAUGGGUGGCGGGAUUAUAAAAUUUAUCAAUUCUAAUACUUUAAUUUUGUUAAGAGGAUCAGGAUUUCACAGAUUGGUAUUCUCCUCUCCAUUCUCCUCCACAAAAAACGAUAAAUUCACUAAUCACUAUUAUAAUUAUUCGUCAAUAAUCUUGAAUCAAAUAAGAACUCACGAUAUAAAGGCAAAUUUUGCUUUAUUAAACAGAAUCAUCGUCAAGGAUUUUUUCUUUCUACGUAAAAAUGCCAAAAAAUACCAUUUCCUCGAGAUGUAUAAUCUUGAUCCAAACCACGGCAUUGAUUUCGAAUUGGAACAUAUCCUUCAAAGUUCAGAUUGUAGUAAUUUUCCUGCUAAAACACCAAUUAUUACCAUAUCCAAAAAUUCAAAACUAUUGGCGGUUACAUUAUGUAAACAAGCAGUUAGUAUCUUCCUAAUUGAAAAUGGUUUGGAUAUUGCAAUGAAAAAAUUUAAAAAUGCAAGGAUUAUUGACAUGACAUUUUUUGAUAAUGAUAAUAAACUUGCUGUUGUAACUCAAGAAGAAAAUGACACCAUCUAUACUACUAUUUGGGAUUUAUUUAACUGCAAUGAAGAUGAUUCUGAAAAUAUUUAUGAUGACAAUGAUAAUAAACUACGUAGAAAACAAGAAAAUCGUAAUAGACCAAUUGGAUUAUUUUCAAACUUUCUCGUUUAUCCUUCUUUAAAUCCGGGUGUUGAUCUAAUUCCAUUCGACAAUAAUAGUAAUGACAGCUAUUACCACAACGGUUUCAAACCAACAAUAAUUUGUAAAAUUGUAAGAAAUAUGAUGAUUAUUACUGAUAGAAAAAAAAUUAGAUAUGAAAUUUAUGAUCUUUUUGGAAAACUUUUGGAUACUUUUGAUGAUAAUGAUGCUAAGCAAUCUCAGGAAUUUGGAAAUUUGAUUGUUGAAGAUAGCGAGCCUUGGGAUUCCUCGUCUAGAGUCCAAACUACAAUUUGGUUGAACGUAAAAAAAACCUUGCAACUUAUAAUUGAAGUUUGUCGUUCCCUGAGAUUUCUUAACGAUAAACAUAACGAUGCCAAAAAUUUAUCAAAUAGAAGAAAAAGAUAUUUCGAAAAAACGAUUCAAGAAACUAUUAAAAUUUUAAAAGAUUUUAUUGAUAAGCAUCCACAAAAAUGGCGUCUAAUUGACACCAAAGAAUGUAUUAUGGCUCAUUUAAUAGUUUCAAGAUGUAAAUUGGUUAGUUAUAUAUUGAAAGAUAAACAGCAAUAUAAAUUGCAUAUUCCACGUAAACUCGGUUGGUCGGAAGAAGAAUGCCAGGAAACAUUUAUUGUUGGAACUCCUAAAAAACGAUCUUCAACUAAAAAAAAAUUAAAUGACUUGCAUCUUGCAAUCUUAACUAAAAAUCCCGGUAUAGUUAAAGAGUUGGUCACUUAUUACUCUGCCCUUGCAAAUGAUAAUAUUGGUUGGAUGUCAACAGUCUCCGAAGAAUUACUUUUUCUUUAUCGAAAUUAUAAAGGAUUAUUCGAUCAGCCAAUUUUCGGUUCAAAGGAAGCAGCACAUCUGAUUUCUGGAAAUUUAAGGUCUCCUUCAUCUACAGUGAAAAAUUUUUGGAUUAAAAUUAGAAACUUUAUCAGAAGAAAAUAUGGUUUAAAAGAUAUUCCAGUCCAAAUGGAUUCCAUAUCACUGCGAACCUCAGAGAAACUAAUUAUCGCGAAACCACUUCUUGAUGUUCCCACAAGAUUGACAAAUCAAGUUUCAAAACAUGAGAGAAGCGAGAGAAACAUCGAUGAUGCAACUCCAUUAAUUAUGACAUGCAUGGUACCAUUACCAAAUUUCACAGUGCCGAAACGAGAUGAAGAGGCAAGCGGGAGAAGCAUACUGUUAAGGUUCAAUAGAAAAAGUCGUUUCUUGAGAAUGGUAUUGGCCGAUACAAAUGACAUUAUCUAUGAUAAUCCUGCCAUGGAAGCUAUAGUAGAAUUCAAAUGGAAUAAAUAUGCUCGUAAUUACAUUUAUGGAUUGCUAUUACUGUUCUCAUUCUAUCAAUUAUGUUUCGGAUUUAUUUGUUACGGCUAUGUAACACAAAUAAAAGCAACAGAUGUAUUAUUUUAUAUUGCAAUGAUUCCAUCAGUGGUUAUUGUAAUCAGUAUGGGAACCGUUUUAUUGGUGCUUGAGAUCCAACAAUGCCUAUUGUUGGCACGAAAAUACAUUAGAUUGUACAAUUUAUUUGAUGUGAUGGCUUGUGUUCUACCAAUGGCCGGAACUGUUCUCAUUCUAAGAUCACUCUUAAUGUCCAUGGCUCAAGAUGAAACAACUAACGGUUUUGAAAAUAUUCCUAUAAGCAGACCUUUAUUGAUAUUUUUAUCAAUGACCAUCUUAGUAUUAUGGCUCGAAUUGGUAGUAAUCGGUAUCUAUGUUUUCGUUAUAUUGAAUCUUUUGAAAAAGAUUUUUCCUUUCUUGGGAGUAAUGCUUCUCAUUGUUUGCGGAUUUGCCCAUACAAUGUAUUUAUUGUUAAGUAGACCUGAACUUAUAGGCGUAGUACCUCAAGGCGCAUCAUUUACACUUAGAGAUCCAUCACAAACAUUAUUUAAAAACGACUUGGUGAUAACUGAAAAUGUUGAAAAUAACUAUUUUGACGAUUUUUUCUCAUCUGCGAAGGCGGUUUAUUUCUGGACGAAUGGUCAAUGGGAUCAAAUUGAUCAUUGGGAUUUUUUGCCGGUUACAAUGAUAACACUUUUUGCUAGUUUUUUUUUGGUUAUUGUUAUGCAGAAUAUUAUGAUCGCAAUCAUGUCAGAUGUUGUUUCUGAUGCUAAAUAUAAUGGAAAAAAAGCUUUUCUUAAAUUGAGAGCUGAAUUAAUAGCAGAAGUGGAAACAUUUUUUAUUAGUUCAUCACAACAAAGAAAUCAAGAUUGGUUUCCAAAAAAUAUUUAUUAUCAAAUUAACAUUGAAGAAUGA